AUGGACUCCCUAUAUAACUGGAAUGACUCCACGAAGAUUGGGGUUGCCCUGACCGGGCUUGGAGCGUUUUUCACCUUCCUUGGCGUUAUUAUGCUCCUAGACAGUGCGCUACUGACAAUGGGGAACAUUCUCUUCGUUGCCGGGGUUGCGUUGGUGAUGGGCCCUAGACGGUUUCAAUCAUUCUUUCUCUCCCGCCGCCGGGCCUCCGGGUGCUUUUUCGUGGGAAUGCUGCUCAUCAUCAUGGGCUUCUGUUUCGUUGGUCUGUUGCUCCAGGGCUUUGGCGCGUUAAACCUCUUUGGCAACUUUUUUCCAAUGGUAGCGCGUGUAUUGGAGUCGGUGCCCCUUUUGGGUCCAGUAAUGCUUUCGACACCGGUUCAGCAGCUCUUGACAUGGCUAGGACUACAGGGCCACCGCAGUCGAAACGUUUGA
This is a messenger RNA of Trypanosoma grayi, 429 nucleotides long. Its product is annotated as putative to be involved in ER-Golgi transport. NCBI's taxonomy places the organism in Eukaryota, Euglenozoa, Kinetoplastea, Trypanosomatida, Trypanosomatidae. The transcript has a single exon. Gene Ontology annotation, biological process: endoplasmic reticulum to Golgi vesicle-mediated transport; retrograde transport, endosome to Golgi. The coding region runs from base 1 to 429 and encodes 142 amino acids. The record is from RefSeq and is a predicted model, not a curated record.